AUGGCCAACAAUGGCAGUAUCUACACUUCUGGCCAAUUCAUGAAUCCUGGCCCGGCCCCUCGUCCACCAGUUGACCGACCGCGCCUGAACCUCGUCCCUAGUAGCAACUUACCCGGCAGCAUGGCCGGUAUGACCAUAUCGCCCGUUACUCGCACAGCCACAUCGACAUACACAGGUUCAACCAUAUCAUUGCCCCUGGCCCGCGAGAGAUCCAACCUCAACGAUGGCAUGGGCGGCGUUGCCAUCAUCAAGGAGGGCUGGGCACAAGUCAAGGAGAGCCGGAACUUCAUUCAGCCUUGGAAACAGAAGUUCCUCAUCCUACGAAAAGAAGCGCUAGAUUUCCAUAAAACCGAAGGCGGCAAGGUCUCGUAUACGCUAUUCUUGAAGGAUGUCGUGGGAGUUGGCAGAGUCGAAGCUGCUGGUACCAUCUUCGAAAUCAAAAGACAACAAAAUGGGCAAUCAAAUAGCCCUGGUGACGACGACAACGGCAUCAGGACCCUACAAAUCAGAACCAAGAGCGACGACGAUCUGUACGACUGGAUCGAUGUGCUCUAUGGACGAUGUCCAACUAUGGGAGGCGUGAGCAAUCCGACCAACUUCUCGCAUGCAGUACACGUUGGUUUCGACCCGCAAACGGGUCAGUUUGUUGGUUUGCCCCCUGAGUGGUCCAAGUUGCUCAACUCGUCGGCUAUUACCAAGGAGGACUACGAGCGCAACCCUCAGGCAGUCUUUGAAGUACUCGACUUCUACUCUGAUCUCACCAAGAGAGCAGAGAACCCUCAACAGUAUGCCAGUCUCACACCCACCCCUCCGGCCAGCAGUCAAGGGAACAAGCAGCUUGGCUAUGUCGGUGCCGGUACGUCGGUUGCGCCGCCGCGGCCGAUGCCUCCAUCGCAACCGCAACGCAACAACAGCUAUAGUCCAAUGCAACCAAACCAGUCCAUGUCCAAUGCAAGCCGCCCGGGCGCGUCAGAGGUGUCGCAGCAGAGGCAGCAAAUGCAGGGCAUGGCCUCCAACUAUGUUUCCCCCGACGCGCAACGUGAGCAGCAGAGACAACAGCAACUCGAACUGCAACGACAAAGAGAAAUGGAGCAACAGCGAAGAGAAAUGGAGGAAUACAACGCUUCGCUACCCAAGACAAAGGUACCGAUGGCACAGCAGGAGAUCGGAGGCGGAUACGGCGGUGCUCCCUCGCCAGAUCGGUAUAACCCAAGUCGUGCCGCGCCACCCGCACCGAAGCCCGCAGCCCAACAGGCUCCCAGGCUUCAGGCCCAACGGCCAGCGCCUCCUGCUCCCGGUGCUGCAGCGGCUCAAAGACCUGCCCUUACGUCGCAGCAAAGCUCUUCGUCGAUACAGCAACAGCGUCCUCCACCAAGACCGGAGAACCCCAACGUUCAAAAGUACACCAACGGCGGCAGCGGUGCUUCUCAGCCUCGCAUGAACGGUCAACCCCCAGCUCAGAAACUACCAACACCCGUCAAGCCCCUGAAUGUUCCUGCCAAGCCCCAACCCCAGGCGUCUCAAAACGAUGGUAUCAAGGCAGCAGAAGCAGCACUGACUGCCAAGCCAUCAGCAUCAGAGCGCAAGCAGGAUGUCCGCAUGUCUACCAUGUCCGAAAAAGAGGUCAUGCAGAAGUUGGUCGAGGCUGUUUCCAAGGACGACCCCAACUUGUCGUACUCUAAGCAGAAGAAGAUUGGCCAGGGAGCUUCUGGAUCUGUCUACGUUGCUAAAGUCAAGGAGACGGCGGUCUCACCGGUCGCCCGUGAGGUGCUCCGGUCACAGGGUCCUAGGGCACAAGUUGCCAUUAAGCAAAUGGACCUUGCUCACCAGCCUCGCAAGGAGCUGAUUGUGAACGAGAUCAUGGUAAUGAAGGACAGCAAGCACCGAAACAUUGUCAACUUCCUUGAUGCCUUCCUACGAAACAACAACUCCGAGUUAUGGGUGGUUAUGGAGUUCAUGGAGGGUGGUGCUUUGACCGACGUCAUUGACAACAACCCCGUUAUCACUGAGGAGCAGAUCUCGACGAUCUGUCUGGAGACAUGCCGCGGUCUGCAGCAUCUUCACUCGCAGCAGAUUAUCCACCGUGACAUUAAGUCUGACAACGUCUUGUUGGACUCGCGUGGCAGCGUGAAAAUUACCGAUUUUGGUUUCUGUGCCAAGCUCACUGAGACAAAGUCCAAGCGUGCCACCAUGGUCGGCACACCUUACUGGAUGGCCCCCGAAGUUGUUAAGCAAAAGGAGUACGGCCCCAAGGUUGAUAUCUGGUCACUUGGUAUCAUGGCCAUCGAGAUGAUCGAGUCCGAGCCACCCUACCUGAACGAAGAGCCUCUCAAGGCCCUGUACCUCAUCGCAACUAACGGAACACCACGCCUCAAGAAGCCAGAGAAACUCAGUAAAGAGCUGAAAGCUUUCCUGUCGGUCUGUCUCUGCGUGGAUGUCAAGAGCCGUGCUUCCUCGGACGAGCUUUUGCAGCACGACUUCCUCAAAUACGGCUGCCCAGUCCCUAGCCUUUCAGAGCUCCUUGCUUUCCGCAAGCACGCGAAAUAA
Molecule: messenger RNA, 2547 nt
Organism: Truncatella angustata
Lineage: Eukaryota; Fungi; Ascomycota; Sordariomycetes; Amphisphaeriales; Sporocadaceae
Product: kinase-like domain-containing protein
Exons: 3
Coding region: 1-2547 (848 amino acids)
Biological process (GO): protein phosphorylation; intracellular signal transduction; regulation of MAPK cascade
Cellular component (GO): cytoplasm
Molecular function (GO): ATP binding; protein serine/threonine kinase activity
Source: RefSeq, a predicted model, not a curated record